AUGUACGACAAGAUCAAUGUCAUUUCGUUCUUCCUCUAUUUCUCUAUUGUCUGUGCGCAACAACCGCAGUUCACGUGUCCGAAUAAUGCGAACCCGUUGGUGGCGAAUAGUGGGACCAACUUGUUUUGCACGUCCAUUGGAUCUAAUACGGACUGCCCGACGAGUUCCAUCUGCACCACGGCUGCCAACGCUGCGGGUGUCCUAAUCUGCUGUUCACAAGCAACCGGCAUCAACCCAGUAUGUCCUAAUAGUGCAAUCUCUCAGCCAUCUGCAAUUGGUUAUGUGGAAUGUGCAAUCAACAAUCCAGUUAAUUGUCUUGUUGGAUUCCAAUGUGUGCAAUCCUCUAAUAUAGCGAGCACAUUCAUAUGUUGUUCCACAUCUACAUCGGUUUCUUCUUGUCCUUCAGACUUCACUCCAGCACUUGGAGCCAAUGGGGGAACUAUUGCAUGUAGCCCCUCCGCCACCACAUGUCCAACUGGAUCUUCCUGUAUGCAAAGUACUUUAAAUUCAGCAUUCAUCUGUUGUAGAUCCGCGAAUUCCCAAAGAAUAUGCUCUAACAAUCAGAAUGCGUUGAUCACAAAUGGAGCACUAGAGCUGUGCACCACACCAGGGACUCAAUGUUCAUCGACUGGCUAUACAUGCCAACUCUCUGUUCUUCUAGCAACUUAUGUGUGUUGCGGACAAGGUUCCACUGGCGGAACUUCUAUUGGAUGUGCAGAUGGACGGCCUGUAUACCAACAGAUUGCUGGAGAGACAUAUCAAUGUGAGAUUACGAGUACUAUCACAAGUUGUCCGACCGGUUAUGAUUGUGCACCUUCUGAUGAUCCUUUUGUUGAUGUUUGUUGUCUGACAGGAUCCACACCAAUCCCUGAAAAUCUUUCCUGUCCCACUGGCUGGAAUCCUUAUCGAAACGAAGUUGACAAUGCAGUCCGUACCUGCACAGCUGUCCUUGACACCUCCUGUCCAAUUGGUUUCUCUUGUGCUCCUUCCAAUCAAGUGUCCCAGUUUCUAUGUUGUCGUCUUGCUAGUUCUCUGGUAUGUAUCAAUGGGAAGACGUUACUUGUGAAUGGAGCACCGAAACUGUGUACACCGACAACUUAUAGUCAGUGUCCGUAUAAUUAUUCGUGUCAGCAGAGUGUGAAUCCAACUGUGACAGUAUGCUGCUCUAACACCUGA
Caenorhabditis remanei is the source of this 1176-nucleotide messenger RNA. RefSeq lists its product as uncharacterized. Bases 1 to 1176 code for a protein of 391 amino acids. NCBI's taxonomy places the organism in Eukaryota, Metazoa, Nematoda, Chromadorea, Rhabditida, Rhabditidae. The record is from RefSeq and is a predicted model, not a curated record. The transcript has 7 exons.